Molecule: messenger RNA, 1147 nt
Organism: Gamsiella multidivaricata
Lineage: Eukaryota; Fungi; Mortierellomycota; Mortierellomycetes; Mortierellales; Mortierellaceae
Exons: 2
Coding region: 355-930 (191 amino acids)
Source: RefSeq, a predicted model, not a curated record
CUAAUUUUUCAUUCAAUUCAGGGGAUGAGCGUUAAAGGCACUAAAACAAACGGAGCAGGACUAUCGUAAGGAAACACGCCGUUUCUACAAGGUCCUGUCUGGCAUCAACCUUAUCGUUUCCCUUCCCUUUACCCGAUAAACAGCGUAUCAACAUUAAAGCGUCGAGUGGGCUUUCCGUCGGUCGGGCUGCUGGUAUAUAAUACCUUCUCGUAGUCCGCUUUUCUUUUUCUCUUCAGACAUUCCUGCUCCCCUUCCAGAACCCUUACCUGACGUUGUUCACUUCCCUCAACCCUUCGCCUCAUAUCCUUCCUAUCCUUACCCUACCUACUCUCGCCGUCAUACUUCCCUCUCAACAUGAAGCUCACUCUCUCUGUCGCUGUCCUUGCUCUGGCCGCCUCUCAGGCCAUGGCUGUCGUUCCUAUCCCCAUCAAGGAAUGCACCAAGUCCGUAGUUGUUGAACCCACUGACGUUAGUUGCAUUGAUUUUGCUACUAAGUAUGGCACAACCUUUGAGAAUCUCUUGAAGUGGAACCAGAAGUUGAGAGACGACUGCAAGAACCUCGAUGUGGGCGAGCCCAUUUGUGUCUCUAUCACUCCUGGCGACUGCUGCCUGAAGGAAAACCCCAACCAUGUCACUGUUCCAGGCUCUAUGCCCACCAGCAGUGUAGCUGAGCCUGCAACCAAUGUAACUUCGACGGUUGUCAGUGGCGCUCCUACCACCGCUGGCACGGUCACUGCCACCACUGUCACCAGUGCCGCCACGGCCCCUACCGUCACGGCCCCUACCGCCAUCUCCAGCAGUGCUGCUAACAAGCCCACGACGACUGCCACUCCCAUUUCCUCGACCCAGCCCAGCGAGGCCGCAGGCUCAAAGAUCUCCAUGAUGCUGGCCGCUGCUGGUGUCAUGCUCUCAGUUGCUUAUAUGCUCUAAGCUUGCCAUCACGCAAGAUAAUCCAUAGCCAUUUGGACACAUUUCGCGAGCCACUAAGAUGGAACGCCUUUAAGAUAAUCUUCCUUCUACAACAUACCCUUACCCAAUUACGUUAUAGAACUGAUCGUCCCACUCAGCUAUAAACGAAUUUGAAUAUGAAAGCUAGCGGUGGAAUUACGGAAUGAUGGGCAUACUUAUAAAUUCGCAAUCAAUCGUC